Messenger RNA from Stegastes partitus (bicolor damselfish), 6107 nucleotides. Its product is annotated as up-regulator of cell proliferation-like. Gene Ontology annotation, molecular function: GTP binding. The coding region runs from base 40 to 4713 and encodes 1557 amino acids. NCBI's taxonomy places the organism in Eukaryota, Metazoa, Chordata, Actinopteri, Pomacentridae. The record is from RefSeq and is a predicted model, not a curated record. The transcript has 2 exons.
AGAUCUUCAAGCUAAAGGAGACGUGGGAUUGCCUCCAAAAUGAACACAGAAGAACAAGGGCGUGCAGCCCUCUUGAACUUUCUUUCCAAUACUGGACUGGAGGAAUUUUAUCCCAACAAGCUCACUCUGCAGUCUCUUUUGGAGAUCAACAAAAACAGCAUAUAUGAAAAAGCAGUUUCAUCACUGGAAGAUAUACCAUGGUGUUUUCUCAGAAAUCUUUUUAAAAUCAAUGCUGAAUGCAGGAAUUGUACACAAAUACCAACCAAUCCUGAGGAAAACACUGAAGACCUUGACCUAGACCUUUAUACUGCAGAUGACUCUGAAAAUAAGGUCAAUGUUCUUGACCUCAUUGUGGCGCUCUUCCAUUGUUCUGACAGCUUCUUGCAACAGGAAAUGGUCCUCAAGAUGUCCAUGUGCCAAUUUUCUGUCCCACUGCUGUUGCCCCAUGGCAAUAAGAGUCAGUGCAGCCUGAUGCUUUGGGCUCUGAGAGACAUCGUGAAAGAGUGGCGUCCACAUGAUCUGUCUGAAUCAAGAGGUUUUGUUGAAGACAACAUUGUCCAAGCAAAUAUACCAUUCUACUCCUUUGUGAGGCUGAAAAACUGCAGCUUAUCAAAGUCCCAGAUUUUGAAUCAGGUUCUCAGCCGUGGACAGCAGAAUCACAAUAUCUUCAUACACAGAGACAUGGAAGGAGGAGCACUUCAAAGAGAAAUAGCCAAUGGAUUGGUAGAAGUUUGCUGGUACCUUCCCUGUGGAAGAGAAAAUCUGGACAUAUUUCCAGAGCCAGUCGCCUUCGCCAAUUUGCGAGGAGACAUUUGUGAGUCACUUGCACAAUUCAACUUUCUUUAUCAAGUGUCAACUGCUACCUUUGUGUUUCUGGACAAAAUUGAAGAAAAUGAGCAUGGGGUUCUUGCUUCUCUACAAAAUGUUAAAUCAAAACUCUUCUUGGUAGUUAAUCGCAAGGAACGAGGUGCUAAAGAUGACAUGAUGUCUGUCAAGAAAACAAUGGAAACAUUAGACUUACCAAAGAGCAGUGUGAAAACCAAAGACCCACGGGUAAAUGGAGCAGAGUUUGCAAAGAAACUUUGCGCAGCCAUCAAGACAUCUCUCUUAGAAGUCAAAACUACAAUAAGCAUUGUAAAUAUGCUUGACAAAGCUGCUGAACUUGGUCUGUCUGUGGAUGAAAGCAAAACUGAGGAACAAAGAAAAACAGCUAAUGAGCUCGUAGGUGGCAUUGGAGUCCGCAAUGUCCCACAGUACAAGAAUCAGCAACUUCCUCUGCAAGGCGAUGACUGGAAAAGGUUAUCACAGUUAGAAAAGGAGGAGUGUAGACUGCGGAAAUCUGGUGAGGAUUAUAAAUCUCAGCUUGAGGAAGAAAUAAAAGGAAUCAGAAAGAAACAAAGACAAUACAAACUGUCCAAAGCAAUGAAGACUUUCAUUGAGAACUUAUCUACAAGAGACAAAGAAAGAAGAAAUGUAUUUCUUAAGUGGAUGAAAUUAAAGCUUGACACAUAUUCAAGGAACAAACUGUGUGGACUGCGCAACAAAUUUAAAGAGGAGUGCAAAAAAAAAGAAGUAAAAGUCAUUGCAGAGUUAGAUAAAGCUUUGCUGGAGAGCUCCUUAGGAAUAGAGCAUUACAUGAGAGAGAUGGGACUAAUCUAUGAGAUUUACUUGCAGUCACAAGAAACUGUUGGCAAAAUAUCUCAUCUACCAGGUGUGGCUGCUGAAAUGUUGUUGGAUGGUUAUCCUUUAGAGCUCUUGGAUGGAGAUGCUUCUAAUAUCCCACAGAGAUGGGUGACAGAUGUGCUGAUGGAGCUCCACAAGAAGGUUGGAGAGAGCAGCAGAUUGUUGGUACUGACUGUGUUGGGUGUUCAAAGUUCAGGGAAGUCAACACUCCUCAACACCAUGUUUGGUGUGAAGUUUCCUGUCAGCAGUGGCAGAUGUACAAGAGGAGCCUACAUGGUCUUCCUUAGAGUCGGAGAAGAUUUGAAAAGGGAGCUGAAUUAUGACUUUGUGGUUCUCCUUGACACAGAGGGUCUAAAAUCUCCUGAACUGGCACAACUAGAGGACAGUUAUGAACAUGACAACCAGCUGGCAACCUUUGUCAUUGGCUUGAGUGAUGUAACCAUCAUCAACAUCGCAAUGGAGAACGCAAAUGAAAUGAAAGAUGUCUUGCAAAUCACAGCUCAUGCAUUCUUGAGAAUGAAGCAAAUUGGGAAAAAGCCAGUUUGUCAUUUUGUUCACCAAAAUGUUGCAGGAGUCUCAGCUGAUUCCAAGUGCAUGACAGAGAGACAACAUCUCUUGGACCAACUCAAUGAAAUGACUCAAAUUGCUGCUGAAAUGGACAGACAGCCUUCUGUCAAAGCAUUCACAGAUGUGCUGGACUAUGACAUAGAAAAAAACAACUGGAACAUCCCAGGACUCUGGCAUGGAACCCCUCCAAUGGCACCAGUGAACACAGGUUACAGUGAAGCUGUGGCAGAUUUCAAGAAAAAUCUUUUGGAGUCAGUGGAAAGUGACAGAAGUAAUGAAGCCAUGCAGAUCCCAGAGUUUCUAGAGUGGAUGAAAAGUCUCUGGAAGGCAGUGAAGUACGAGAACUUCAUCUUUAGUUUCAGAAAUGUUCUUGUGGCUCAUGCAUAUGACAACCUUUGCAAAGACUUCACUCAGUGGGAAUGGGAGUUCAGAAAAGAGAUUCUCUCCUGGCAGACAGAAGCAGAGACAGAAAUCAAAAAUGCAAACAAUGAAGCUCAAGAGGAAACUUGGAAUGGACUGGUUGAAUUGAAAAAAUCUGAAGUGUCCCAAAAAAUAACAGAUCAGCGAACACUAAUGAAGGAGAAACUUCAGCAAUACUACAAAAGGAAGGACAGACACAUAAAUCUGAUAGAGAAAUACAAAGCUGACUUUUUCAACAGUAUCAGUAGUCUUGCAAAUGAAAUUGAACAAUCUGUGACUACUAAUCUGGAUUGCAUCCUUGCGCUUAAAAAAACUACUAAGAAGGCUCAAGACAUACAGAGGAAAUGUAGAGGUGAGAUUGAGGAGAAGGUCAUGAAACUCUUGCGUGACUGUAAAGACUCCACACUGUCUGAUGAACAGCUGACCUGCGAGUUUGAAAAGAUGUGGGCUGGAGCCACUGCAGAGUUGCCAGUAUCUGGCCUGAAAGAGCACGAUAUCGCUGGAAGUGUCCUGACACAGUUGAGAAAAAACUUCUCAAACCUGAACGUCAAUGAGGAAUUACAGAACAUUGACUUAACAGAAACUGGGAGGGGUCCAUUUAAAGUCAGCCGGGACCAUAUAGACUCAUGGCUUAAAAAGUACCUGUGGACAGGAGCAUUGCAGAGCUUUACAAACAGCGUCAUUGAGUCUUGCACACGGUUUGUAUUUGAUAAAGUUAAGACAAGUGGGGAUUACCAUGACUCUUUCACAAUGGAUCUUCUCGAGAAAAUCAAUGCAUUCCUUCAGCAAAGUUACAAGCAACACAAAACAAACACAAAUUAUGAGAUUGACCUGAAGCUUCAUAUUUGCGGCAUUGCCACAAGGGAGUUCCUGAAGAUGCACAGAAAAUAUCUGUCAGAUAACGAUCCCAAAACUCAGCUGCAGAAGUACAAGACUCAGUACUUGUCAGACUUUCUUGAUUUGUACAAAAAGAUAGACGACUGUCAGCGCAAAGCAACAGAUUUUGCCAGACUUUGCAUCAAACCUGCUGUGGAAGACUACAUCAACAGAUCUCUGGGAAUAGACAUUGUGGAAGAAAUUUUGACAAGCAGUCAUUCAGUACAGUACAGUUCCCGCUCCUUCUUCCAGUACAACAUUCAGAAAGAGCUACUGCAUAAGGAAGACUUCAAGAGUUUUGUCAAGUACAUCUGUAACUAUGAAAAUUAUGUGAAGGACUGGAUAUAUCAGCACAUUCAGCAGAAAAUGUCUGAGGACAAGAGUUUGUACAAAUUGAAGAACAAGAAUCUACAGAUCAUUGUUAAAAAAGUGACAGAAGCCGUUGAACAAGCCUCAAAGGGAGAGAAUGGUGUUCUGCUGCCAGAUAACACAGAAAGCAUCAAAGAGCUCAUCAGUAACAUGCGUAAAUAUCUGAUUAAAGACAUCUCACUUUCAGUGGAGGCAGAACAAACCAUCCUGUUUCAAAUCCAAAGCACAUGUCAUCCAUUUAUCAAAAGUCUCAAGCAUGCAAUAGAGCAACUGAAAGCACAACUGCAGCAGGAACUCUGGAAAUCUGAAGACAUCAUCAUGACUCUUGUCAAACUUCCUAUCAAACCACAAGAUGAGCUUUUUAAACGAGUGUUUGGUUGUGGACAACGAUGUCCAUUUUGUAAAGUUCCCUGUGAGGCUGGAGGCAAAGAGCACGAGCAGCAUCAUGCAGCUUUGCAUCGGCCACAAGGUCUUGCAGAAUCCUGCAAUGACGACAGUGAUAAACUGGUGGAAACACUGUGUACAACUGAUGUGCACAGUGAAACUACAUUCAGAAAUGCAGACACUAAAUUUCAAUGGCAUCCUUACAAACAGUACACUGAAUACUAUCCAGACUGGCACAUUCCUCCUGAUUGCACCAUAGAGGCGUCUGAUUACUGGAAGUAUGUCCUGGUACAGUACAAUGACAAAUUUGCUGAAGAAUAUGAAGCUAAGCCAGCUGAUGUUCCACAGGCCUGGAGGAGCAUCACAAAGGAACAAGCUCUGAAAGGCUUAAAAGAAGCAUUUAACCUCAAGUAAAUGGACCAGAAGAAAUAUCAUAAAGCAGAACAGUGCUUAAACAUUUUUCAUACACAAACGUGCACCUCUGAGAAGAUAAAAGAGGGUCUGAACAGUUUUUGGCAUCACCAAAUAGAUUAGUGAAAGUAUAGAUGAAUCAAUUUUGACUGAUGAAUCGUAAACUUAAUAACAAUAAUCUUUGAUAGGAGUAGAAGUCUUGACUUGAAUGCAAUGAAAUGAAAAACAACUCAGAUAUUUCUUAUGCAAGUUGGAAACAGUUAUGCUGGAUCAUUAAAACAAUUUGUAUACAACUUUUUUUUUUUUUUUUUAAUUCUUUAAGAAUAUACGUUUUUUGACAAAGAAAUUUUUGAUGAUGAAUUUCAAGUACCACAGGAAAACAGAGCUCAUGCUUUUUAAUAUUUCUUUUGUUGUUUUUUGAUUAUUAUGACUGAUUUUUUUUAUUCAUAUUUUUUAGAUGGGUGUUUAUCAUAACUAUUGCACAUUAAAUGAUGAAGAUGAUAAUGAAAACUUACUACCAUGUGAAAAAGAUGUUUCAUAGAGGAUGUAGCAGUUUUGUUCAUUCGCUGUGUUUUUAAAAACUAUGAGUUUUAUACCAGUCUGUGAUUAACAAAAAAUGUUAAGAAUUACUUUUGGUGAUGACUUCCUUUGAUUUUUACAUUGAUUGUGACAACAAGUCACAAAGAAGAGUCAGCACAAAUAGACAGAAAUAGUCAAAGUUGAAGUGCUUUUGGUAUUUUUUAUUGUUUCUUUUAUUCAUUUCUGCAUUUAUUAAACUGCAAUGUGGCCUGUACUCCAAAGAUCAUGUUAUGUUUCGUAAUAUGUGCAACCAUUUACAGUUCUAUAGCUUUGUCUCUCAAGUUAUUGCAUGUUUUACAUGAUUAUCUAAUCAUUUUAAUAUUUUUUUAGAACAAUGUUGGAGUGUUAAACAUGUAACAAAGAAGUUAAAAAAGCUGGAAAAAGUUUUUGCAUGUCUGGCUUAAACUGUUUUUCAUUUUCUGUUUUGUUGAUGAUUUUAAAGAAAUUGUCUUUCACCGUGCUUCAAAGCUACCGUAUGUACACAAUGACUACUGAUAAAAGCUGAUGUUGUUGACAUCUAUGCCCAUUUUUAUUGCACUGUUUGUUGUAAGUAUGUGCAAAACCUUUCUAUAUUAAGAUGUCAAACUGAUGUUAGUGAAUAAGAAAUGUGUAUGUUAAUGUAACAGACUUUGUUCCACAUGUUGAUUUUGUGUUGGCCAAACAAGCCAACAGACAGGCACACUUUGGCAUUUGAUUUUUAAGAUAAUAACCUACGAGACAGUUGAAAAUCUGGUAACUAUGUCUUUUUCACUUUUAUUGGUUAGAAUUAAUUUCAUUUUCCUUUUUUCCAAGUUUAUAUGCAUACAUACACAUAUAUA